This is a messenger RNA of Dendronephthya gigantea, 1064 nucleotides long. RefSeq lists its product as uncharacterized. Gene Ontology annotation, biological process: DNA integration. Gene Ontology annotation, molecular function: nucleic acid binding. Bases 105 to 1064 code for a protein of 319 amino acids. Lineage: Eukaryota; Metazoa; Cnidaria; Anthozoa; Malacalcyonacea; Nephtheidae. The record is from RefSeq and is a predicted model, not a curated record. The transcript has 2 exons.
AAUAUGUCCCAAUUAUAAAUUCAAAUAUGUCCUAUAUUUAAAUGCGAAUUUAAAUAUUUGCCCAUCAUUCUCUAUGGUUGUUAACAAUUUGCGCGUAGUAAAGAAUGCCUCGAACAAUAACGAGAGAACGAAAUGAACGAGGACUUUCUACUUUUCUGGAUUCCAUUCGUUCCCUCUUAAUCAGUGUUCAGAAUUUAGAAGAUACCUAUUGUUCGACUGAAGUUAUUGAAAACCUGCUUUUACACCUGGAGGAGAGUGCAUCAACUCUUGUUCUAAUUUCCACACAUGCUGGAUUAAACGCUCAUGACGCUGUUCUCAAUAGUUUCAAGAAUGAUAUUGAUGCAGUGUUGGCUAAAAUAAGAUCAUUGUGUCGAAUGUUAACAAAUUACGUGGAUGAUUCACAAGAAGGUCAACUUCACUUUAGCUACACAGCACCCUUAUCAGUGGCAAAAGGUCCUGGUCGCCCAGCUGUUGUAGUAAAGUGUGAGCAAAUUCUAUUUUUGAGAGAACUGCAUUUUUCCUGGGCAAAAAUAGCUAGUUUGCUUGGUGUGAGUGUGUCUACUCUUAAUCGCAAGCGAAACGAAUUAAAUAUACCGGAUGAAGAUGACUCUUGGACGACCAUAUCAGAUGAGCGACUGGAAAGAGAAGUGGAAGAAAUAAGAAGUCUAACUCCUAAUAUUGGUCAGAGAAGAUUAUUGGGCGCAUUAAGGGCAAGAGGAAUAAAGAUUCAAAGGAACCGCGUUCGCGAAUGCUUACGAAGAGUAGAUCCCCUUGGAACGUCUUUACGUUGGAGUGGAAUCAUAUAUAGACGCAAAUAUUCAGUACCAACACCAAACUCACUCUGGCACAUAGAUGGCAACCAUAAGCUUAUCCGUUACAGAUUGGUUGUGCACUGUUGCAUCGACGGUUAUUCCAGGCUAUUAAUUUAUGCACAUUGUGCUACGGACAACAAGGCUCAAACCGUCCUUGAACAAUUUAUGCACGGAGUGUCCACGUUUGGUUUACCAUCAAGAGUACGCAGCGAUCAUGGGCUGGAAAUAUCGAAGUCGCUCGAUACAUGUUAA